AUGGCGGAUGCGGAAGAGAAGGCGCGGCAGGAGAAGAUUGCCGCUGCCAAGAAGCGCGUCGAGGCAAUGAAGAAGAAGACUAAGAAGAGCGGAAGCUCCAAAAAGUCCAAGACGGAGUCCUCGACGGAAGCUGGCGCCGCCGCCGCAGACUCGCCCGAUGCGCCAGCCACCACCGAACCUGCAGCCGAGACGGCCGAGACCGGCGACCAAGCUGUUGUCGACGACGAAAAGACCGGUGAUCCAUCUUCCCCUACUGAUACGCCCUCGCUUGCGCAGCAGUCCAAGCUCCGCUCCGCGUCGUUCCGUGCAGAUGCGGACGCGAGCCCCGCCUCGCCUGGCGCGCUCAGCCCCGACGGCGGCAGCGGUGACACGGCCCCAGAUAUCUACAGAAAGCACGUUGCCAGGAUAGAGGAGCUGGAGAAGGACAUCAAGCGCCUGACCAAGGAGUGGACCGACGCCGACAAGAGGUGGCAGAAGGCCGAGGCAGAGCUAGCUGACCUGCGCGAGGCCGAGGGCGAGGGGUCCAAGGGUGCCGACGACGAUACCGAGAAGCUGAAGAGCGAGAUUGCAUCCCUCCAGAGACAGAACACACAGCUACAGCAGCAGGUGUCGCGCGUAACCGGCCACCGGGCUUCCGCCUCGAUAGCCUCGCCGCCAGCUGACCUGCAGGCCCAGCUAGACUCCAAGUCAUCGACGAUUGAGUCCAUGGAGCUCGAGAUCGCUAAGCUCAAGGCGCGCGUGGAGCGGCAAGAGAGCGGCGCGCUGUCAGAGAAGGAACAGGUGACGGCCCUAGAGGACAAGUGGGCAGAGGCGGAGGCGGCGGCGAGCAAGGCAGAGCGCGAGCUGCAAGACCUGACGGCCAAGCUUGAGAGCGCCACGAGCGCGCAGUCAACGGCCGAGGCCAAGGUGCAACGCCUCGAGAAGGAGCUGGCCGAGGCCAACGCCGCCAAGGACGAGCUAGCCAAGAAGGUGGACGGUCUGGAGAAGAAGGCAGCGACGCUGACGACGCUCCACAGGGAGCAGGACACGCGAUCGCAGGCCCUGCGCAGGGAGCUCUCGGACGCCAAGGCGCAGAGCGACCGGCUCGAGAGCGAGAACGCCAAGCUGCGCGGUCGCAAGUCCACCGAGGUUGGUGGCGGCGGCCUCGAUGACGAGGUCGUCGACGAGCUCGAGGACGAGGAGCGCCUCAGGCUCGAGAAGAAGAUCCGUGAGCUGGAGGCAGAGAUUCACGAGCUCCGCAGCGGCGCCUGGAUAGAGAAGAGGCGUGAGCUGGAGGUCACCAGCCCCGGAUUCCAGGACAUUGACCUAUCUGCCAGCGUGGGAGCCGCAGGCAACAGCGGCCAGAACAAGCGGCAGUCAUACGGCGGCGCCGGCGGCCGUUUCGGCGAGUUCUUCACCAACGGACUGAAUGCGCUGGCUGGCACGGGAGGCGGAGAUGACGACGGGUUCCUGGAUGACGACGACGCCGACUUUGACGAGGCAUACCGCAAGGCGCAGGAGGAGGAGACGCAGAGGAGGCUGGAACGCGUCAAGGAGAUCAAGAGGUCGCUCAAGCACUGGGAAGGCUGGAGGUUGGACAUUGUGGACAUGCGAAGGGGAGGCGGAGUCGAGGCAGUUGGGGAGAUUUUCGACAUCUGA
Messenger RNA from Geosmithia morbida, 1638 nucleotides. RefSeq names its product Chromosome segregation ATPase. The coding region runs from base 1 to 1638 and encodes 545 amino acids. The transcript is spliced from 3 exons. The record is from RefSeq and is a predicted model, not a curated record. Lineage: Eukaryota; Fungi; Ascomycota; Sordariomycetes; Hypocreales; Bionectriaceae.